AUGAUCGAUUUUGAAUUGGUCGACUCAAUUCCCUAUCCAGGCGUAUUCUAUUGGGAAAACAUAAAUGAAGCUAUAUUGCAAAUACCUUUUAUACGUUUGCUUAGUAAUGCUUAUAGUAUAAACUUGGGUUUAUUCUCCGCACUCAUUGACAGAGAAUAUUGGAUUCCAGCAGAAAAUGAUAUGAGAAAACCGCCAAAGCUUUUGAGAAACCAUAUAUAUCAUAAUAAAAUUGAUACAGAUAUUUAUCGUACUGCUGGACUUCCCAAGAAGAACUGGUUCUUGGUGGGAAAAUUAAAAAAAGGAGCUCCGGGACCUCUUGCAGCUUGUUGGGAAAUUAAUAGGGAGGGAGAUAUACAUUAUGAAAACUGGUCAUCUUGGAAUGAUGACCCUUGGCUCGAAAAUGGUUUUCAACAGUUUGAACCAAUUGGACUAUCUGGAACUGUCAUAAUGACACUAGUAUGUAUGUCAACCGUCAUAUUCAUAGGUGCAUACGAAGGAGUUAUGGGUUGGUCAAUUCUCCUAUCAUUAUAUGCAUUUUUCUUUCCUGGUAUGAGUGAUCUUUUGUGGCAUUGUACGAUCGGAACUUUGAUAGGAGCAGCUCGCGAAGGGAAAUUCAAUCAAUUUCGACUCUGGUGGUAUCGUUUUUACUAUCAAAAAUCGCGUCAAAAGGAUUUGGGUCAUGACAACUGGCUAAAUAAUUUACCGAAAGAUGAGGUCACGUUAUUGAUUGGUUAA
This is a messenger RNA of Rhizophagus irregularis DAOM 181602=DAOM 197198, 735 nucleotides long. RefSeq lists its product as uncharacterized. NCBI's taxonomy places the organism in Eukaryota, Fungi, Glomeromycota, Glomeromycetes, Glomerales, Glomeraceae. The record is from RefSeq and is a predicted model, not a curated record.